Molecule: messenger RNA, 1197 nt
Organism: Fomitopsis serialis
Lineage: Eukaryota; Fungi; Basidiomycota; Agaricomycetes; Polyporales; Fomitopsidaceae
Exons: 2
Coding region: 56-961 (301 amino acids)
Source: RefSeq, a predicted model, not a curated record
GCAAGCAUUGUGAUUUCUGUAUCAGUGUGGGAGGGUGUCUCGAGCAUACUUGUGCAUGGAAUACAUUCGUGAUGAAGAUCUAAGCACAUCCUACAGUUCACGCAUUCGAAGACACCAUAGCAUCAUGAUUGCUCGUCGGCAUUGUGUCCAAUGUUUGACGUUUACAGCUCGCGCAUGUGAGCGCGUAGCUCUGCUGGGAUGUUGCGCCAUAUCUGGCGAGCGUCGGCCUUUCGAUCGCCAAGUGUUUCUUGCUGUUGUGCGCGCUCUUCGUCUCCGAUGUCGUCCUCUCCAUCCACACCACUCCUCGCUACUUUCGUCGUCUUCAUCCUCAUCCUCGUCCUCAUCCUCGUCCCGGGCACCUUCAGCAUCCCCUGCACGGGUCUUCAUAUGCGCGGCCACCUUCCUUGCGCAUAUCGCUUUCCGCAUCUUGGGUCCUGGGACCAGCGCGGUCAGGACACGGGACUCGGUUGUUGUCGGGCUCCGUGCGCGAGAGUCUCAGCUCCUUUGCCUGUACGGUACCAUCUUCAUCAUCACCAUUCGCGCCGUCGUAGUCUUCUCGAACACGCUUCCGAGCUUGAUGCGCUGCAAGCCGUGCUUGAAACUCGGCAUUCUUGCGCCGGACGCGGAGCAGCUCUUGUUGCUGCGCCAUCAGCAGCUCACGGAGCUGCUGAUGUUCUGCUUGUCACUGGUUUUCACUCUCCGAGUCCUGUCGUUGCACCCCGCCCUCGAGCCUCACUCUCCCGCCGUUGCACCGCCCGCCCUCGGGCUUCACUCUCUCGCUGCCCUGGGAGGCGAAUCAUUGAAAUGCAGCGUCGGCGAUCGUCGCGGAACCGGUCGCCCAGAGCUAGUACCAGGCCUGCGAGGCGAGAACGAACAAGAGUUGCCGCAGCGAGAAAAAGCACGAGCUUGCAGUGGUGCCAUUUGCGCAGCCCGAGGCUCUUGUGAGUUGCCAGUGGGCUGAAACUUGCCGGCAUCUUGUUUCUUUUCCCCCCUUGCCAUUCGUCUUCGCUGCUGUUGCCUUGGGUAGCUUCGUCGCCUCGGUCGGCUUCUUGUGCGUGCGGCUGGUCAUUCUAGUACAGAGGUCUCAGUCCCAAGAGGUCCCGGUUGGAUCAGGAAGCUGCCGACUCCCAAGACGGCUCAAGAGUGUGUCAGAAUCAGAGGCUGCGAGUCCGUCGGAGUCGACGUACGCGCAGAGUU